AUGGCUGAGGCUACGACGGGUCGACGAAUGCUCAGUCAAGUCGAGGAGACGAAUCUUGAUGAGGUACGUUAUUGCAUACGAUUUGCCUUUGCUGCCGAUCUUGCUCCGACAAGCAACAGUCACGCCUUAUCUGCUCCAUUGGUGGCCAAGGUCAAGACCUACCCUAUCCAGGAUCUUGACAAGCUCGUGACUCGUCAUCAUAGGGUGACUCGGUCCGCUCGGUUGGCCCUGACUGGGAGGCAGCUGCCUCUGAUAUAUUUAUUGGUGGCCACCCUCAUUACCCCUCCUCACAACAAAGCAGUUGUCGUGGUCGACACGGACAAUAAAUUCGACAUCACAAGCGUUCUCCAAUGCGCCCCUCACGGAAGCCCUCUGGCUCGGUCGCGGGCACUCCGCCAAGGAGCUUUUGCACAGCAAUACAACGAGGAUGACCGGUCCCCAGGCCCGCACCGAGACAAUGUCUCACACACAAACGGCGGAAAUGUGACUCUGGAGGACCUCAAGCAUGUCCACGUCUACCGCACAGCUCGUGGUUCUAUCUCCCACGUUCGGGAUGUGCUCAACUCAGCCGAACACUACAUGAUCUAUUCAAACCAUGCAUCUGCUACUCGCGAGUGGUGGGGUACCAUUGUCAUCGGCGGCGGCGGCAGCAGCAGCAGCAGCAGCAGCAGCCCAGCGCCCGUCGGGUCAGGGCAGGCAGAUGUAACCACUGGCCGGAAUGGCUGGUUACGUGUGAAUAGGAAGGUACCACGCAGGUUUCCCGUUGGGAUGAGCAUCGAGGAGGCACUGGUGGAGCGAGAUCAGCGCCGACGUGCGGCCGACGCAGCCGGGUUCAAGGCGACAUGCAUCUGGGGAAGUCUCACCUUCAAUCAGUGA
This is a messenger RNA of Cryphonectria parasitica EP155, 876 nucleotides long. RefSeq lists its product as uncharacterized. Lineage: Eukaryota; Fungi; Ascomycota; Sordariomycetes; Diaporthales; Cryphonectriaceae. The record is from RefSeq and is a predicted model, not a curated record. The coding region runs from base 1 to 876 and encodes 291 amino acids. The transcript is spliced from 2 exons.